Molecule: messenger RNA, 2618 nt
Organism: Temnothorax curvispinosus
Lineage: Eukaryota; Metazoa; Arthropoda; Insecta; Hymenoptera; Formicidae
Gene: CCAP-R
Product: cardioacceleratory peptide receptor-like
Exons: 8
Coding region: 1194-2438 (414 amino acids)
Biological process (GO): G protein-coupled receptor signaling pathway
Cellular component (GO): membrane
Molecular function (GO): vasopressin receptor activity
Source: RefSeq, a predicted model, not a curated record
CGUACGAGCGAGUGUGUCUUUACUCGCAUUCUUUCCGUUGGUCCAUUUCUACCCUUUUACCUAUCCGUUUGUCCGAAUACGAUACGUGACGAAAUGCAAGUUUGAGACCAAAAAGACUGAAGAACAAAAUAAACGUAUGAAACACGAGCUGCGUAAUCGUCAGUAGAAUGCCCCUCGGAACAGCGUUAAAAACUGAUUUUCAGAAAGAAACUACAUCGAUGCUCGGAUCCGUCGAUCGAGAUCGCUCGAGAGAGCGAUUUGAUAUCGCCGGUCGUUCGUUUCGUGUACAUGUGCUGCGAAAUAGAUCGAGAUCGACAGACAGUGUUUUUUGCGUUUAGCGGAGAGAAACGGGUUUUUUCCUCAGGUAUGAUCCACAUCUCUCCCACGGACAUUUAUCGCGAUGGAUAAAUUUUCCCGUGAUUCGCACUGAGGCGAAUCUAUCUAAUGCCGGUCGAUUUUUCGUGAGCAUCUUCGCUAAGAUAAAUUUGGAGAAAACAAUGUAACUUGUGACGGAAUGAUAUUGAGAUACUGUUAAUGCCCGUGAGAUCAUUCUUCACCAGUGUUUCGCGUAGGGAUUCUUUUCUCCCUCAUGAGGGUGAAUGCCUCGCUUUUCGAUCGUAACGCUACUUUCCGGGCGAUUAGGAUCAGUGCGGUAAUGGAAGUAAAGUUAAUGUAUUACGAUAAAAGUAAGACUAAUACUAUCGUCAACAGGUAUUUUAUUCUCAUUAGGUAAAUAAAGUUUGGAUUCCCUUGGACGGCCAUUGGAUGCAUCUUUCAUGCAGAAAGAAAUGAACUAUCCUCUUUUAGAACUUAAGAACUCGGCCCACCAGUGAACGCAAUCAAAUAAUGUUAAAUUUCGUGCAGCGAUGGUAUCCGCGCGGGAACACACGCGUCUUUCCUCCCGCUUCGAACAUGCUCGAACUGAAUCGUUCAAUUGUUCCUUCAAAUAUUCCUAGCGCAUCGAGUGAGUCGCGGGAGAUCAGAAACGGGACGUUGCGGAUUUCUCUGUACUCUUUUAAGUGCUUCGUGUCCCAGGAUAACUAACGGAAGACACAAGUUCAAGUCAUUGCGAGAGUGUCUCAAACACGAGGCCGGCCAGCAUUUAGCCGACGACACGAUGACCCUUUCACGGCAAACACGCGGAGCAAAAACCUGAGCGGCAGAUCGUGUGGAUAUUGUCGAUCGGAACGACCAUGUCCGGGGACGCGAACCAAGCGCGGACCGACGAUUGGAAUCUGACGGCCGGUUUCGAUCUGGUGAGCGCCGGAGAAUUGGGGAACGUCACCGACGAGCUCUAUCCCUUGCCGGAUUACAUCAACGUCACAUCGCUGCCGGACGUCAAUACAACGGAGGAGAUUGACUCGUUUUACUUCUACGAGACGGAGCAAUUUGCGGUGCUAUGGCUACUAUUUGCAGUGAUAGUCGCUGGUAACACUGCAGUCCUCGCCGGACUUUUACUGGGAAAACGUAGAAAAUCUCGGAUGAAUUUCUUCAUCAUGCAACUGGCAUUUGCUGAUCUACUGGUCGGUCUAAUAUCCGUGCUAACGGACAUAAUCUGGAGAACGACUGUUGCGUGGUACGCGGGUAACAUAGCUUGCAAACUGAUAAGGUUUAUGCAGGCUGUAGUAACCUAUAGCUCGACCUACGUCCUCGUGGCUCUAUCAAUCGACAGAUAUGACGCCAUUACCCGUCCGAUGAACUUCUCCGGCAGCUGGUGGAGAGCUCGAGCUUUGGUGAUUACGGCUUGGGCGCUGUCAGCAUUGUUCAGCAUGCCGAUCAUAUUCCUGUACGAAGAAACACGAAUACAGGAUACGACGCAGUGUUGGAUCGAUUUGGGCCCGAUUCAGUGGAAAAUCUACAUGAGCCUGGUGAGUUUCAGUCUCUUUAUAGCGCCCACCCUGAUAAUAGGAGGCUGUUACACGGUCAUCGUGGUCACGAUAUGGUCGCAAGGAGCAGCGCUACGUCAGGGACCUACCAGAGAUACUCGGAGGGCGUCCUCGAGGGGACUCAUUCCUAGAGCGAAAAUCAAGACCGUAAAAAUGACCUUCGUCAUAGUAUUCGUAUUUAUCCUUUGCUGGAGUCCAUACAUAGUCUUCGAUCUCCUUCAAGUUUAUGGGCACGUGCCAAAGACUCAGACAAAUAUCGCGGUCGCUACCUUCAUACAAAGUUUGACACCGCUUAACUCGGCCGCUAAUCCAAUAAUCUAUUGCCUCUUCAGUACUCCUUUCUGCAAAACCGUACGGAACAUGCAGGCAAUCUCCUGGAUUUCGGGAUGGUGCCCGACGAAUUCGCAUCACUGCUUCGGUACCGGGGCGACGAAUAGCAGCACGAGGACGACCGUGACAACAUCUUUGACGGCCAAUUCCUCCCGCAGAAGCGGACAUUUUACUAUGUUGCACUCUACGUCGCGAAAACGCGUCAUGGUCUCUUUAGUUUAAAGAUCGUGAUUUUCGGAAAAAAAAACGAUCGCAUUGAUUUAUUAGCAAAUUGAUAUUCUAGAUCAGUAUUCGGAGCGGACUUGGUAGAUAAUUUGCUUUUGCUAGCGAUUAAAUCGAUUAUUACAGAAAAAACACAAGUCACUUUCUUUAAUAAUUCAGAAAGUUUAUUUUCCGGAAAGC